Populus euphratica (Euphrates poplar) is the source of this 2156-nucleotide messenger RNA. It is a transcript of the gene EGY2, whose product is annotated as ethylene-dependent gravitropism-deficient and yellow-green-like 2. The record is from RefSeq and is a predicted model, not a curated record. NCBI's taxonomy places the organism in Eukaryota, Viridiplantae, Streptophyta, Magnoliopsida, Malpighiales, Salicaceae. Bases 235 to 1932 code for a protein of 565 amino acids. The transcript is spliced from 13 exons. Gene Ontology annotation, biological process: proteolysis.
UAGGCGGGUACUAAAAGCAGAGCAACGAACAAAAAAGGGAUAAUUCCCUUUAAAAAGCAAGGCUUCUACUUCUUCGUCAGCCAUCGUUACUCACUCCCAAGAUAUCUGUCUGUUCCAGCCCCGGAUAGACAACACUGAAGAAAGAAAAAGACGAAAAGGUUUCCAAUUCGUCAAAUUUCAAUGGACACUUAGGGUUUUAAAUAGAAAGAAAGAAGACGUUAUUUUUUCUUUUAGAUGCUAAAAAUGAGUGUUUCGGCGACAUUUCGUGGCAAUUUUAGUUCCUUAUUGAUACCACAGAGCAGCUAUUGUCCUUGCGAUUAUCGUCCACGCCACAUUUUAGCUUCAUCUUCUGUUAUUUCUUGGCGAAAACGAUGUCGUACAAGAGAUUUCAAGUUGUACCAGGUUUCAGAGUUUUGUGAGAAGAGAGAAAUUAUUGUAUGUAGAGCUGCAGAGACAGAGAUUGAACCGGAUAAUAGCAACAAUGAUAAUAAGGAAAAAGAAGUGCAUGAAGGAGGAGAGGAGCAUCCUACCAUAGAUUCCGUUGGCCAAACUGACGACCAACCUGAUUCUCAGCCUACAAUUCUAAAUCAAAUAAAUGGCGGGGAAAUUACUACUGGAGGUGGCACCCAGUUAAAUGAAACAAUAUACAAUGGCUGGCCACAACAUCCUGUAGCCAUUCAAAUUUCGUUGUGUUUGAAACAGGAAGCUGAUGAUGAAGUUGUCAGUGGGUCCCCUCUGCCAGGUGUGAAGCCCCAGCAACUGGAUGAAUCAAUCAGGAUUCCUAAAGAAACAAUUGAUAUUCUCAGGAACCAAGUGUUUGGCUUUGAUACAUUUUUUGUGACAAGCCAGGAGCCAUAUGAGGGUGGAGUCUUGUUUAAAGGAAACCUGCGAGGCCAGGCAGCUAAAAGCUAUGAAAAAUUAACGAACAGGAUGCAGAAUAAAUUUGGGGAUGAGUACAAGAUUUUCCUCCUAGUUAAUCCGGAGGAUGAUAAACCAGUGGCAGUUGUGGUUCCAAGAAAGACCCUACAGCCAGAAACGACAGCUGUCCCAGAGUGGUUUGCAGCUGGCGCUUUUGGACUGGUUACAAUUUUUACGUUACUUCUCCGGAAUGUGCCUGCAUUACAGUCAAACAUAUUAUCGACUUUUGACAAUCCUCAGCUGUUGAUGGAUGGGCUACCCGGAGCCCUUGUGACUGCACUUGUUCUGGGGGCGCAUGAAUUGAGCCACAUACUGGUUGCAAAAAGUAAUGAAGUUAAGCUUGGGGUGCCAUACUUUGUUCCAAGUUGGCAGAUAGGUUCUUUCGGUGCUAUCACAAGAAUAACAAGUAUCGUGCCCAAACGUGAAGUUCUUCUCAAAGUUGCAGUGGCAGGACCUUUAGCUGGGUUUUCCUUGGGUCUUGUUCUUUUCCUUUUGGGCUUCAUCUUACCACCUAGUGAUGGUAUUGGUCUUGUUGUUGACGCUUCUGUUUUUCAUGAGUCAUUUCUUGCUGGGGGUAUUGCUAAACUUCUGCUAGGUGAUGUACUCAAGGAAGGCACUCCCAUAUCUGUUAAUCCACUGGUGAUAUGGGCAUGGGCUGGACUUCUUAUUAAUGCCAUCAACAGCAUCCCUGCUGGAGAGCUUGAUGGUGGGCGAAUUUCUUUUGCUAUCUGGGGAAGGAAGGCCUCAGCUCGCUUCACUGGUUUCUCCAUUGUCUUGCUUGGACUAUCCUCACUACUUAAUGAUGUGGCUUUUUACUGGGUAGUUCUAAUAUUCUUCUUACAAAGGGGGCCAAUUUCUCCAGUUUCUGAAGAGAUAAGUGAUCCCGAGAAUAAGUAUGUUGCCCUUGGACUAUUAGUUUUGGUCUUAGGAUUGCUGGUGUGCCUACCAUACCCCUUCCCUUUUACAGAUGAAACCGUUACAAGUUUCACAAGUAAUGCCAUUUCAAAUCUCUAGUCACAAUACAGUUUCCAUAUACUCCAGCCUAAAGUUUUUCUUAGAAUAUCAGACAGCCUUGUUAGUGUAACGUGUACAAGGAAAUGCGAUACGCAUUUUAGCCCAUCAAAUUGGUGAAAUUGUGCUGUGUAUUAGCAUCAAGAAAUUCAUAUGCAUGGCUAUUUUCUCCCUUAAUUCCGUUCGUGUAAUUUCAACAAGUCGAUGAAUCUUUUCGCGGGUGCUUC